AUGAUGCGUGGCAUAGCGGAGAAGUCGACUGGAGAAGUUAAAAUAGAUUCACUGUCAAACGGUAAUGAACCUUCAGCUUCUAGAGUUGUUUCAGAAGAUCCAGAGCUUGCCCUUGCACUCCGGAAUUAUGUUCCGGACACGCCCGAGGAGAAACGUCUUGUCCGCAAGAUCGAUAUGAUACUACUGCCAUGUCUGUGGUGGAUGUACAUCCUCGCCUACCUGGACAAGGGAAAUAUUGCAAACGCGAAUGCCGCUGGACUAAGUGAGGACUUGGGCCUCACCGACAAUGAAUACUCCCUGUUCAUAUGGGUCUUCUUCGUCGGUUACUUUGUCUUCGAAGUUCCCUCCAACUUGGUUAUGAUCAAGAUCAGACCUUCCAUUUACCUAUCCAUCAUUGUAUUUUGCAGGGGAUGCAUAGUCUCCGGAAUGUCGCAAUCCAAGUCGUUGAAAGGAUUUCUUGUCGGGCGUUUCUUCCUUGGCUGCGUGGAAGCCGGCAUGUUCCCCGGUGCGCUGUUUAUCUUGACUUGCUGGUACACCAAGAAAGAAGUCGGCAAACGAUUUUGCAUCUUUUAUACCGCUGGCUGUAUUGCUCCGGCUCUGGGCGGUAUCAUGGCUGGAGCCAUCAUCAGGAGUCUCGACGGCGCGAGAGGCAUGGCUGGCUGGCGGUGGCUCCUCCUUAUUGAAGGCCUCAUCACCGUCUUCUGCUCCGUAUGUUUAUUCUUUGCCAUACCAGACUACCCCCAUAACUCGCGAAGGUUCACAGCCGAGCAACGCCAACUCGCGCACAUCCGGAUCAUGUAUGAUCAAAACAUCAACGUCAAACUGGACAGCAACACCUUGACGUCAAGACAGGCGUUUAAAGCUGUUGUCGCAGACUGGAAGACCUGGAUGUUUCUUGUCCUGUACAACUUGAACGGGACUUGCACCACCAUCUCCUACUUCAUCCCCACAAUACUGAAGACUCUUGGGUACACCAAAGUCACCGCCCAGUGGAUGACGGUGCCGAUAUACAUCACUGGAGCCAUCUCUAUGCUCGUCUUCUCCUACACCUCGGACAAGUCACAGGAUAGGCGGUGGCAUCUCACCUGCCUGCAUUUGGUUGCUGUUGCAGCCUGUCUCACCACGCUGUUUGUCUCAAACGCGGUCGUCAAGUACGUCAUGAUGUGUCUCUUUAUUGGAGGACUAUACACCGCUUUGCCUCUGAUUCUCAACUGGGCAAGUGAGUGCAUUUCGUACCCUACCAAGAAACGAUCCGUCGCAAUUGCAUUUAUCAACUCAUUUUGCAACCUCUCUAUGAUAUACGGAAGUUACUUGUGGCCUAGUUCCGAUUCCCGUCAUAUUCUUGGCUUCACUACGAUGGCUUCAUUUUGUGGCGCUGCUGCGCUGUUGUCUGCAUUGGUACCUGUGUUCUUGUGGCUGUUGCCCAAGAAGCCGGGCACGAAGGCUGAAAGAGAUCUCCUAGCUCUAGGGACAAUUGAGAGUGAAUCUUCGACAGAUCGGUAG
Ilyonectria robusta is the source of this 1503-nucleotide messenger RNA. Its product is annotated as major facilitator superfamily domain-containing protein. The transcript has 4 exons. Gene Ontology annotation, cellular component: membrane. The record is from RefSeq and is a predicted model, not a curated record. Gene Ontology annotation, biological process: transmembrane transport. Gene Ontology annotation, molecular function: transmembrane transporter activity. Bases 1 to 1503 code for a protein of 500 amino acids. NCBI's taxonomy places the organism in Eukaryota, Fungi, Ascomycota, Sordariomycetes, Hypocreales, Nectriaceae.